Messenger RNA from Sporothrix brasiliensis 5110, 2868 nucleotides. Its product is annotated as GPI-anchored cell surface protein. Bases 1 to 2868 code for a protein of 955 amino acids. The transcript is spliced from 5 exons. NCBI's taxonomy places the organism in Eukaryota, Fungi, Ascomycota, Sordariomycetes, Ophiostomatales, Ophiostomataceae. The record is from RefSeq and is a predicted model, not a curated record.
AUGUCGCUGAACGGCCUCGACAAUGCGACCGUCAAAGAGGCCCACGACGCUGCGGUCUCUGAACCCGGAGGCUGCUAUUCAUCUUACCCCUAUGGCAAACCGAAGGUCAAGCUAGCCCCUCGCCCCUCGUUGGAUACGUCAGGGCGGCCACGCACGUCUGCAGGCACGGGAUCUCGAAAGGGCAAGGGCGACGCGAAGCUUUCGGGAAGCUCUACAGAGCAAAUUGACGAGGAAGACAAAGGAGAUGAUGCCACCUUUAUUGUAACCAAAGUUGCAGCUAUCUCGGUGCCAGCAAACCCUCCCGAGACUUUAGAUGUACAUCGACCACAUACAAGCGGUGGCCGGCCCGCGUCUAGCUCCGGUAUUUCAAUCAAAUCCACUGCGACGACCACAGCGACAACUGUGACAAAACAAAACACGAUGACGCCAGAGAAAGCGCGGCUCAUGAAAGCUAUGAAAUUACGCGAGAAGAAAAAGAAGAUGACAAUCCAACCACCCAUACCUAUCCCGACCGUCGACAUUAGUGAGGCGCCCACUGAGGAAGUAGUUGGAAGCAUACUCCAACCUGAAGAGCCGUCCAAUAGGGCGCCUGCCACGGGGGUGUCGUACACGGAAAAUUUUGAAGAUCUGCCAAAUAUUGACAGACUGAGCUCCGGCAAUAACUUCACAUCCGGAGCUGGCUCUGGAGAAACGGCGGUUGAUACCGGCUUACCUGCAGCCUUGGACCAGAUAUCAAUAGAGACGCACACCACGGAUUCACACCCAGCCUCCCCAUUGGCCAUGUCUUCAGAAAUCGGCGAUUCCACCAAAGCCUCUUCACUAUCUGAAUCCACUGAUGAAACAGUUCAGGCACUACGGGACCUCAAAGUAGAGACAGGCGUGACAUCCCACCAUGAUUCAACUAGUCCAGGAAAUCCUACGGCGACGAUAGAAUCUAGCGAGCCUUUAUAUCAUGGUGGCGGCACUGAAAGUGAUAAGUCUCGAGCGGAAGGUCAUGGAUCAGUCAGCAGUGGCCCCGUGGUGCAGUCUGAAGAACUUCCUGGCUAUGGUAUGGCCGAACACGAUGCUGAUGAUGGGGUAUUUCUCGGAGAAGACCAGCCUGUCACGUCGAAGUCUUACUUGGACAAAGCUGCGGCUUUCAACAGCGCACCCGUGCUGGAAUCUGCUGACGCACUUGUGUUCGCCGAGCGGACGGCUCGAGCACCUAUCGACGAAGUUGGAAUCGAGUUCACAGAUUCGAGCCGCCCAACUACAUCAACCACUUCCGAAUUUACCGCCGACUUGGAGGAUGAGACAUUAGUGCCAUCGACCAUGGUCCCUGUCAUCACUGCACCUGAACCGAGAGACAGCCAGUCAACAAUCGGGCUCGAGACCAGUGACACCGCGUCUAUGGAUACCAAGCGUGCGAGACGUAGGGCCUUGGUGGACCCGAUCCAAACUAAUUUGGGUGGUGGCCUGGAAAAUGACGGGGCACGUUCUGAUGCGAAUCUCUCAGAUGACGAUGAGUUAAUGGAGGAACUUCAAUCAGCAACCGUCCAACAGGCCAAGCCAAUGACUGUGUCAAAAUCACCCAUCACUCCCGUGUUCCCAAACACCAGCCCUUCAAAGCAUAGAGUUGCCGGUGACGAAGUCUUUGGCCGUGUUGCUCGGACCGUUUCCAGUCCUGUUCGCGGUUCCUUGCUGGUCCCUGGAGAUGCUUCAGCGGGCGCGGCAAGGUCCGUCUCAUCGAAUGCGACCUUUCUACAAAAAAUUACCCAACAGAAAGCGUCAAACAUUGCCCCGAAAAAAACAAAUCUCGGGUCGAGCAUUUCUCAAAGAAUAAAGGCCCUUGAGAAGCUAUCAGGGGGCACCCCUGAAAUAUCCGGCCUAUCGGUUGCAGGCUCGUCCACGGAGACUGAACGCAAGAAGGAGAGCAUAUUGGAACGCCGGGCGUCAAAGGAGAAGCGGCGUUCGCAAUCCCAGGAUAGGUCGACGAUUGCGGAUGGCUCGGAGGAUACACGACCACGUCGGCGGUCAUCUUUGUCAAUCGUCAAAGACUUCAUCAAGGACCGCCGCGGUUCAGUUAUGGCGUCACGCUCUCCCUCGACCGACAACCUCAACACCACCAACCUUGCUUCCCCUGCCUCUUUGUUUUCACACUCGAAGUCGCCUUCACGACCACCCUCCGUACACACUACGCAUGGGUUAGCACGCCGCCUUAGCAUCUCCAGCCGCCGCUCAACAAGCAAGGAUCGAGACAUGAUCACCCCACCCACCAACACUCCCCUGUCGCCAUCUCUUAUGACGGAAACUAGUGGCUCUGGGGAUGAAAGCAAAUCAUUCACGAGCGAACUCGGACAUAAGAAGACCAGCUCUGGGGGUAAAAACCGGGCUUCUCGUUUCAUACGCAGACUGUCGAGCUCUCUUACCACAGGCCGGAAGUCAACAACACCCACCAUUUCGCCCACUGUUGCCGAGGAAGAGGAGGCAUCUAGUACAACCGCCGCACCAAACCAAGGAGACCUAGUUAUCCAGUCCAAUGCCAUUUCAUGUGUCGGUGAUGUGAAUGUCCAAUUUCCCGACAAUCUGCUUUGGAAACGCCGCACUAUGUGCCUCGAUUCGCAAGGUUUUUUGAUUCUCAGCACGGGAAACAGUGUUGGCGCACCGGGAAUUGAUAAACCGGCUGGCACUGUGAAGCGGUACCAUAUCAGUGACUUCCGAUUGCCAUAUAUUCCCGAGAUGGAAAUGCAGGAGCUUCCCAAUAGUGUGUGUUUGGACUUUGUCGAUGGUUCUGGCUUGCAAAUCGCAUGCGAAGAUCGUGCUGGCCAGCUGAAUAUUCUUCACGUUCUCCAAGAUGCUCAUCAGGGCCAUACUUCCUUUGGCCAGUGA